Molecule: messenger RNA, 1554 nt
Organism: Ailuropoda melanoleuca (giant panda)
Lineage: Eukaryota; Metazoa; Chordata; Mammalia; Carnivora; Ursidae
Product: phosphatidylinositol 3,4,5-trisphosphate 3-phosphatase TPTE2
Exons: 19
Coding region: 82-1554 (490 amino acids)
Biological process (GO): dephosphorylation; transmembrane transport; monoatomic ion transport
Cellular component (GO): membrane; cytosol
Molecular function (GO): monoatomic ion channel activity; phosphatidylinositol-3,4,5-trisphosphate 3-phosphatase activity
Source: RefSeq, a predicted model, not a curated record
UCUGAUGGAGUCACCAAGGAAAUCUAUGAUUCAAAUGUGUUGAAAAAAGUAACCUGUGUUACAGCCACCAAGGAAAGUAUAAUGGAACGACUCUCCAGGUUCCAUGAGGAGGAUGAUGACAUUCGCUUUCUCAAUUCAUAUGACAUGAUUAAGAGAAUUGUGUACUCACUUGCAUCAUCACUCACGUUCAGAAUAUUUGGAAUUUCGCUGAUCUUUGUAGAUAUGUCCCUCAUCAUUACAGACCUGCUUGUCACUGAAAGCUCAAUGUAUAUUCCUUUGGAAUAUCGUUCAAUUUCUUUAGCUAUUGCUUUAUUUUUUUUCGUGGAUGUUCUUCUUCGAGUAUAUGUAGAAGGGAUACAACAGUAUUUUUCUGAUUUACUUAACUACUUAGAUGCUGUCAUUAUUGUAGUGACUCUACUGGUUGAUAUGAUUUAUAUGUUUUAUGACUUUAAGUCUCUUCAAACUAUCCCCAGAUUGACAAUUUUAUUUCGACCUCUACGACUUAUCAUUCUGAUAAGAGUUUUUCAUCUGGCUCACCAGAAGAGACACCUUGAGAAGCUGGCCAGAAGGAUGGUUUCGGGAAACAAACGGCGAUACAAGAAGGAUGGAUUUGACUUAGACCUCACUUAUGUUACUGAGCGUAUUAUUGCCAUGUCAUUCCCAUCUUCAGGAAAGGAGUCUUUCUAUAGGAAUCCCAUUAAGGAAGUUGUGCGGUUCCUAGAUACCAAACAUCAAGACCACUAUCAAGUCUACAAUCUAUGCAGUGAAGGAGCUUAUGAUCCUAAGUACUUCCAUUACAGGGUCCAGCGGAUCAUGAUUGAUGAUCACAAUGUCCCCACUCUAAGUGAGAUGGUGGCAUUCACCAAGGAAGUAGAUAAGUGGAUGGCUCAAGAUGACGAAAACAUCGUAGCGAUACACUGCAAGGGAGGCAAAGGAAGAACUGGAACUAUGGUUUGUGCCUACCUUAUUGCCAGUGAAAUAUUUGUAACUGCAGAGGAGAGCCUUUAUUAUUUUGGAGAACGGCGCACAGAUAAAAGCACCAGCACUAAAUUUCAGGGAGUUGAAACUCCUUCUCAGAAUAGAUAUGUUGGAUAUUUUGCAGAUGUGAAAAAUAUCUACAACAUGAGUCUCCCUCCAAGGAAAACGCUUAAGAUAAAAAAAAUCGUCAUUUAUUCCAUUCAUGGUGUUGGAAAAGGCAAUGGAAGUGAUCUAAAAGUACAAAUAAUAAUGCAGCACAAGAUCGUCUUUUUCUGUUCAGCUUCCAAAAACUGUCAGAUUUUUCAUGAUGUUGAAACAGACAGCGUAAUAAUUCAUCUAUCCAACUGCCCACCUGUGUAUGAUGAUGUGAAAGUGCAGUUUUUCUCUUCGGAUCUUCCUAAAUACUAUGACAACUGCCCAUUUUUCUUUUGGUUCCACACAUCUUUUAUACAAAACAACAGGCUUUAUCUUCCAAGAAAUGAAUUGGAUAAUCCCCAUAAACAAAAAACAUGGAAAAUUUACCGUCCAGAGUUUGCAGUCGAGGUAUAUUGUGAUGAAGUCAUAGCUGAUACCUGA